Cololabis saira (Pacific saury) is the source of this 3275-nucleotide messenger RNA. RefSeq names its product suppressor of tumorigenicity 14 protein homolog. Lineage: Eukaryota; Metazoa; Chordata; Actinopteri; Beloniformes; Belonidae. Gene Ontology annotation, molecular function: protein binding; serine-type endopeptidase activity. The coding region runs from base 1 to 2640 and encodes 879 amino acids. The transcript has 19 exons. Gene Ontology annotation, biological process: proteolysis; acrosome reaction. The record is from RefSeq and is a predicted model, not a curated record.
AUGUGGACUCUCCCCAAAAGCAAAACUUGUGAGGUGUACUGCGUCUCAGCGCAUGGACACUCUGGCUACCCAGCUUCACAGGGAGAUGGGGAGUUCAGGGAGCCCACCCAGUCAUCAAGCACCCCUACAAAACCUGGGGACCAGGUAGAGCAGAGCGCUCCAGCGUGUUGUUCCUGGAGGAGAUGGAUGCUAAGUCUCAUACCCUUGUUUCCCUUCACUGCUGCCAUUGCACUGACUCUCCACUACGUAACAUCCCCGCCUUGCUCAGUGUUCUUCCUUGGAGGGAGUGUGGAGUUCCCAAACCUGAGCUUCUCCUCGGAGCUGAUCGACUCCACCUCGCCCCAGUUCCGCCUGCAGGCUCAGGCUUUGAACCAUUAUUUCUCAGAUGUGUAUGAGUCCACGCCAUGGAGCUCUUACCACUUGUGCUCAGGAAUUACUGCCUUCAGUGAAGGAGCAGAGGGGCUUAACGUAUUCUACUGGAGUAAAUUCUCCGCCCCACAAGACAUCGCCACGGAAAUCCAGAGGUGCAGCCCAGAAAGACUGCAGCGCAGACUCCCUGGCAGCAACAAAGUUCAGCGACAUAAUGAGCAGCGAUACUACAUGGAGCGAAACGAUGACACGCUCCAUUUGCUGGGCUUGGACCCUGAUGACUUUGAGCCAGAAGAUAAAUCCGAUAAGAUGAAAAAUCCAAAUAGUAUCCAGGGUGGGAAAUGGCAGCUUGGCUUCCAAGCAAUGUCCUUUGACCUCUAUGCUAAGUAUGGGAGCAACCGUUCUCUCGGCCUCGUGAACCCCAAAAAGCCAUACUACCAGUGGCGCCUUCGUGUGCCAUCGGGUCACGUGGUUCGACUGGUCGUCCUCACCCUCCACGGCGCCACGCCAGGAAGCUGUACUGCCCACAAGCUCUCUGCAUAUGACUUCUUACUUCCUUUGCAGAACAAAAUAAUUGCCAGGUGGUGUGGGCUGCCUCUUUCAGGCUCAUCUCCCGUCAUGAAGUUGACGUCCUCUGGAAAUGUGAUGUUGGUCACGUUCUCCUUCAGCAGGCAGCGGGAAGGAGCCAUCUUCAAAGCAUACUUCCAGGCUGUCCCUAAAGCAGGUUGUGGAGGAUCCAUUUCCUCCUGGAAUGGCUCUAUUUCCUCACCGUACUAUCCAACCUAUUAUCCUCCAAAUAUAGACUGCAUUUGGACUUUACGGGUGCCGUUGCCAGGAUACCUCAUCUCUUUGACGAUUGUUAAGAUGGACAUUCAGGACUCUCCAUCAUCAGACGGCUGUGAGAAAGACUGGCUGGACAUCGGCGGAGUGAAACUGUGUAAUCCAGUGUCAGACAGCAGCAGAAAGCGAGUGUACUCCUCUCCUCUCUCAAUACACUUCCACUCUGACGAGUCUCUCACACAUAAGGGCUUCUACUUGCUGUACCGAGCCUUCUCCCCAGAGGGCACUUGUCCACGGCAGUUUCGCUGUGGAGAUGGUCGCUGUAUACCUCUAAGGAAGGUCUGUGAUGGCGAGAAGGAUUGCAAAGAUGGACGGGACGAAGCCAAAUGCUCAUCCUGCAGGCCAGGUGAACUGAUAUGUACGAAUGGCCAGUGCAAACCUCAGAGCAGCCAGUGUGUCAGUCCCUGUGCAGACAGCAGCGAAGAGGGCGCCUGUGGAGGUAAAUGUUACCACGUUUGCCCUAAUAAAAUGUGUUUGCCAAAGUCAUCAGUGUGCGAUGGCAUCAUUGACUGCAAAGACCGCAGUGAUGAAUUCAACUGCACUAGAGCAUAUGUCAAAGGUUGCUCACUGUCCUCCUACAAAUGUGCCAACGGAAAGUGUGUCAGUAAGGUCAAUCCUGAGUGUGAUGGAGUGAAAGACUGCUACGAUGGCUCUGAUGAAAUGCGCUGUGGCUGUGGUACCAGGCCCAGGAAGCGAACUAAGAUAGUGGGAGGCUCUGACGCCGUGGCCGGCUCGUGGCCCUGGCAGGUCAGCCUCCAGAUGGAUCGCUACGGCCACGUCUGUGGAGCCACACUGGUCUCCAACCGCUGGCUCAUCUCUGCAGCUCACUGCUUCCAGGACUCGGAUGCCAUCAAAUACUCGGACACUCGUGCAUGGCGGGCUUACAUGGGGUUGCGCGUGAUGACCAGGGGGAACCACGGAGCGGCCCCCCGACUGAUCCGGCGGAUCCUCCUCCACCCACAGUACGACCAGUUCACGUCCGAUUACGACAUUGCCCUCCUGGAGCUCAGCGCACCUGUCUUCUUCAGUGAGCUGGUGCAGCCUGUGUGUGUUCCCGCCUCCUCACACACUUUUACAACUGGCACCAGCUGCUUCGUCACAGGUUGGGGGGUUCUCAUGGAGGACGGUGAACUGGCCUCCCGCUUACAAGAGGCCUCAGUGAAGAUCAUAAACAGGAACACCUGUAACAAGCUGUAUGAUGAUGCUGUCACUCCCAGGAUGCUGUGCGCUGGGAACCUGCAGGGAGGAGUUGAUGCCUGUCAGGGUGACUCGGGAGGCCCGCUGGUGUGCCUGGAGCGAGGCAGGCGCUGGUUCUUGGCGGGGAUUGUAAGCUGGGGUGAGGGCUGCGCCAGGCAGAACCGUCCUGGUGUUUAUACGCAGGUGGUCAAGUUCAGCGACUGGAUCCGCCAGCAGACCAAAGGACAGGUGUGACGGAACAUCCCUCUCACAUGAGCCAAGCAAUGAAGAUAAGACUCAGGACGUUUCAGCCCUGAAGUCUGCCUUCAGAUUCCUGCCAUGGGUGCACGACUUUCAGUCAGUUUACAGGAAGUUGGCGGAUGUCGAGGAGGAAACCGGAGGAAGCUUCAUCCCAACUCCAAGCCAGUCACCAUCCUCUCCAACAGCAAACAAUGACGACUAUGAUGGCAUGCUUAAAAGAAAGACCGUAAACUGAUUGUUACAUCUACUUUGGAUAGCUACAUCUAUUUUUUUGCACAAGAACAAAAUAACAUGUUACUACAGAAUUUUUUUUAAUUGUUUUUUGUUGUUGUUACUGUUGUUGUUGUUUUUUCUGUGUGCAUGUAUGCAGAUUAUUUUGUCUUUUUUUUUAUGAAUGAGAAAACCAGAGUGUUUUAGACAGAUUAUGAACAAUGUCUUACGUUGAAGAGAAUUCAUUUAUUAUUUACACCUGCUUAUUCCUAUUUUUGGUUGCAUGGAUCUACUGGAGCUGAGUUAUAAAGACUUUUAUGGAUUCUUUUUUUUUAAUUUUGAAGAAAAACUGCAUAUUAAAAGAUAGUCAAAAGCCCUAAAAGUUGUAUAUGAUAUUUUUAAUAGGAAGAGAAAGUUCA